UCUGAUCAAAUGUCGCUGGACGAAUCAAACCACAUCAGUACCCCCUACACCCCCACCCCUCUUUAUAUCCUGUCGAAACAUUUCAGCUCUUCCUCACAAAAACAAGAAAACCAUGUACAAGAUCCUCGUACAACUGCUGAUUCUGUCUCUACCAAUCCUCUGCUGCUCUCUUCCCCUCUCAACACGCUCAAGAUGGAUCAUCGACGAGGCCACCGGAGCCCGGGUGAAGCUCAUCUGCAUCAACUGGGCAGCCCACCUCGAGCCCAUGUUAGCCGAAGGGCUCAACAAGCAGCCCGCCGGCCGCAUCGCGAGGCUCGUAGCAGAAAUGGGGUUCAACUGCGUGAGGCUUACUUGGGCCACCUACAUGUUCACACGAUUCGCCAACCUCACGGUGGCUCAAUCUCUUACCAGACUUGGGCUUGUAGACGCCAUGGAAGGGAUAGCAGUGAACAACCCUGGAUUUCUGAACGUUACUGUUGUCGAUGCUCAAAGGGCUGUGGUUGAAGCGCUUGUUAGACAGGGUGUGAUGGUGGUUCUUGAUAACCAUGUUAGCCAGCCCAUGUGGUGUUGUGGUGAGCACGAUGGGAAUGGGUUCUUCGGAGACAAGUACUUUGAUGCCAAGGAGUGGUUGCAAGGUUUGUCCAUUGUCGCCAAACUUUACAAAGAUACAUCAAUGGUUGUAGGUAUAAGCAUGCGCAACGAGCUUCGUGGACCGCUCCAAAACGCUAGCGUAUGGCAUGGAUACAUGGAGAGCGGGGCAAUGAGAAUUCAGAAAGCAAACCCAAGACUUCUGGUGAUCAUUCCAGGAUUGCACUAUGAUCUUAGUUUCACCUACCUAAAGGAAAAUCCAUUACAAUUAAACUUUAAGAACAAAUUAGUGUACGAGAUUCAUCGAUACGCAUUUACUGCCGGGCAGACAAAGAUGUGGUUGAACAACAUAUUUGCUGAAACCUGUAAUAGUGUCAGGCAGGGAAUUCAGAGGCAAGCAGGAUUCUUGUCUGAGGGACAGAAUGCAGCUCCUUUGUUUGUAAGUGAAUUUGGAGUUAAGCAGGUGGGAGUGGUCCGGGCUGAGAAUUUGUUCUUGCGCUGCUUUUUGGGGUAUUUGGCGGAGAUGGACUUGGAUUGGGGUGUUUGGGCUUUACAGGGGAGCUAUUAUGUUAAGCAUGGGGUUCACGGGCCUGAUGAGACGUACGGGAUGCUGGACUUCAAUUGGAGCUCUGUUAGGAAUCCGGAGUUCCUUCAGAGACUUCACCUUAUUCAACAGCAAAUCCGAGAUCCUAACUCAACGUGUCCAACAUACCACAUACAGUACCAUCCAUCAACCGGGCGGUGCACUCGGGUGGAUAAUAAUUCGGAGCUCCAUGCAACGGACUGCCGGAAUUUCAGCAGGUGGAAUCACAACGGGAGUGGCACUCCAAUCCGGUUGGAGGGCACGGAACUGUGUCUAUCAGCAACCGGGGAUGGGAUUCCGGCGACGCUAUCCCGGGAUUGCUCGAGCAGGCGAAGCAAGUGGGAAUCGGCUUCCGAUUUCCGAGUUUCAGGUGGCAAACAAAGAUGGGAACGGGGAGUAUUUAUGCUUGGAGUGGGACUCUACUCACUCAUCGUCAAGAGUUUUAACUAAGAAGUGUGUUUGUUUGGAUGUAGAUGAUGAUGAUUCCAUGGAUUGCCAAGAAACUCAGUAGUUUAAGCUUAUUUCAGCUAAUGUUCAAUAAAAUGUUAUGAGACUCAUCUUACUUACCUCCCUUAAUUAUAUUUUACCCCGAAAGGGCCAUGGCACCUUCAGAACUUGCUGCA
Sesamum indicum (sesame) is the source of this 1794-nucleotide messenger RNA. RefSeq names its product glycosyl hydrolase 5 family protein-like. The record is from RefSeq and is a predicted model, not a curated record. Gene Ontology annotation, biological process: polysaccharide catabolic process. Lineage: Eukaryota; Viridiplantae; Streptophyta; Magnoliopsida; Lamiales; Pedaliaceae. Gene Ontology annotation, molecular function: hydrolase activity, hydrolyzing O-glycosyl compounds.